This is a messenger RNA of Aricia agestis (brown argus), 1440 nucleotides long. RefSeq lists its product as uncharacterized. The record is from RefSeq and is a predicted model, not a curated record. Bases 211 to 1440 code for a protein of 409 amino acids. The transcript is spliced from 3 exons. Lineage: Eukaryota; Metazoa; Arthropoda; Insecta; Lepidoptera; Lycaenidae.
CUGAUUAUGAGAAAAUACUCCAAAUCCACCGCUUUACUUGGUGCGUUAUUGUCAUUUGUGUAGUACGCAAACUGUCCACGUGAGGGCAUUAGUGUCGUUACGGUUUUGGCGCGAAUCUGGACGGCACUGGGAGAAACAACGUUUCAUCGUUCAGUUGCGCGCGGCCCCCCGCACGAGUAGUUGUCUUCUGGAGCUACAACGUUACUAAGAAUGAACCAACGCGGCAAACACCUAGUGCUACUUGCACUUUCUGAUGGCAACAAAAACUCGAUUGAAGUUCAAAAUUUAGCCAAUUUUACAAUGUUACCUUAUUCAGAAACAGAAAAUGCAUUGUCUAUUACAAAUUCCGAAUGUCCAGUAUCACCAUCCAACCUAGAAGACCCAACAAUAACUACUCCAGAGCAGCAUGACACUACCUUCGAGAACCACGGUAACUCUCCAUCUAUUUUAUUUGCGACUAAUAAAUCGUAUGAACAAGAGGGUAUCGACUUUCAAACAGGCGAUUUCUCCGGCACUGAUUCAGGAGAUGAAUACAGGCCUGGCCCUCGUUCAAGAUCGUCUUCAUCCAGUAGCUCCAGUAGCUCUAGUAGCAGUUCCAGUGAUUCUCCUGCAGAAAACAAUAAUUCUAAUAAUGAGAGUCUAGUUCACGAGUAUAACCAACCAGCGGAAACGAUAACUAAACCGAGAGGCAAAAAGCGUACGCGUAAUCCAACGAACUGGAAAAAAAAUGUUGCUAAGCGAUUGAAAAACUCUGGAAAAACGUAUAUCUCAAUAAAAACCAAAAAACUAAAUCAAAGUAAAACAAUAGGACCUACAUGUACAACUAAAUGUCGGUUGUCCUGUGCUGCUAAAUUUACUGAACAAAAAAGGACGGAAAUCUUUGAGUCUUACUGGAAGUUGGAGAGUUUAGAGAGGCAACGGGGUUUUUUAAACACCUGUACAAGACCACUAAAAUGUGCUUACCGCCGCAUAAAGACUGACAAAAGGUAUGACAGAAAAGCAAACAACGCAUUUUACUUGCUGAAUGAGAAUAAAGAAAUCCGCGUCUGUAAAACUUUUCUCAUUAACACUUUGGGUAUCACACAACGGGUUAUACGGACUGUUAUCGACGGCAGAGCUCAGAAUGAUGGUUUCAUUCCACCUGAUCAACGAGGAAAACACGGAAAACAAUGUACCUUGGGACCUGAAGUUAUACAAGCAGUAAAGGAUCAUAUCGAAUCAAUUCCAAGGAUUGAGAGUCACUAUCUCAGGGCUAGUACUAGCAGACAAUUUAUUGGUGGGGGUUUGACAGUGGCAGAACUACAUAGAAAUUAUUCAGAAAGUCAGAAACAACAGAACAAGCCUAUUUGCCAGUUUAAGAGACAACGUGCCCCAGACAUUGAGCUGAGAGAGACGAAUGUAAAUGUAGUGUUGCAAGGUCAAGCCGAUUAUGCACUCUGA